Molecule: messenger RNA, 1132 nt
Organism: Neodiprion fabricii
Lineage: Eukaryota; Metazoa; Arthropoda; Insecta; Hymenoptera; Diprionidae
Exons: 3
Coding region: 100-402 (100 amino acids)
Source: RefSeq, a predicted model, not a curated record
UAGUGACGUGAAAUCUAAUUAAAGUAUAUUGCGUGAAUAAUAUUCACUUAUAUUCUUAUUGCAGCGUAAAAAGUGCGUAGCUUCAAAAUUCAAGCUAAGAUGCUACGAGAAAUACUACAUGUCAAGUGUGGAGCAACCAGGAGGAGAGUUGAACAGAGACAUCCGGGUAACUUCCCCAUUUCUCAGCAACGAUGCUUCUUCACACAGAUGGAAUGUUUUACUGUAGUAUGUGCUAAAUUUUACGGUCAAUCCAUUGAGCGAAACCCGAUGGGAGAAUCGCAUAGAUGCAGUCAAAGUGGUCAGAUUUCAAUUAAGUAUGAUUUGCCAGGCUCCAAUCUCAGUUAUCAUCGUGGGAGUUUGUUGGGCAAACCGACAUCCGGAGGCAUUUGGAUUCUUAUUUAGAAUAUGUGAGCUACAACUUCAUAUGGAGGAUGAUUUACGAAAAUGUGCAGAUCUUCAAAUUUCAUUACCUGAUGUGCAAACCAAUAAGAUCAAGUUACGAACUGUUUGGCGAAUUACGAGCGCUAUUCAGAAGAAUACCUCAUCGUUUUAAUCCCAAAAACGUGCCCCUAUAUAUGUGCAUGCGAGAAUAUGCUCACCUCUCUGGUUCCGAAUGUUUUCUGUGCGUUGACAAUAUUAUUGACGUUGCCAGUGACUGUCGCUUCCGGAGAAUGAAGUUUUUCCAACUUGAAACUAAAGUAUUUGCGGUUGUCAAUGAGUCAAGGACGCUUAGACGGACUGGAAAGUGAAUCGAUUGAGAAUGAUAUUGCUCAUGAACCAGAUCUUGAUGAAGUAAUUCAAGACUUUACAGCCUUGAAAGCUAGAGGGUUCACAUGAUUUUAUGACUACGCCAGAAUUAUAUAAUCUGUUCGUGUGAUUGUAGAAUCCUUUUGUUUUUAGCAAUCAUUUGUACCUGUCAUUAUCAUAUCACUUGAGUAAAUAAUUAUGGGAUUCAAAUAUUUAAUUGUUCUAUGUGUGCACUUAUAUAUGGGCGGCUUUUUAUUACUUUACAUGCAUAAAAAAUAGCUUUCGAACUGGCGCUACUCGGCUUUAUUAUUCUGUUAUCUCACACGUAAAUGCAAUGUCAUCAAACUACUUAAUAACAAAACAUACAUUAUAGAGGUAUUCCAUG